GCCAUGAAAGCUUUCAGUUGGAUCAGUUCUCUGAUCUUCCUGCUAUAUGUUUCACACUCAAAAGCUGAAAACAGGCAAAGCAGACAAAUCACACUCGGAAACCUACAAGGUAUCUGUCGCUAUGGUAACCGGUUGGAGUGUUGCUAUGGCUGGAAGAAAAAUUCUAAGGGCCAGUGUGAGGCACAGUGUGAAUUCGGAUGUAAACAUGGAGAAUGUGUUGGCCCAAACAAAUGCAAAUGUUUUCCUGGAUACACCGGAAGAACAUGCAGCCAAGAUUUGAAUGAAUGUGGACUGAAGCCUCGUCCAUGUGAACAUCGGUGCAUGAACACGUUUGGUAGCUACAUGUGCUACUGCUUAAAUGGAUACAUGCUAAUGCCUGAUGGCACUUGUGCAAACUCCAGGACCUGCUUGUUAGCUCACUGUCAGUACGGAUGUGAGGAAGUUGAAGGCGAAAUUCGGUGCAUCUGUCCAUCCACUGGAUUACAGCUCAGUCCUGAUGGGAAGACCUGCGUAGACAUUGAUGAGUGUGUGAGCCAGAAGCACCAGUGUCCAUACAACCGAGAGUGUGUGAAUACUUUUGGAAGUUACUACUGCAAGUGUCAAACUGGUUAUGAUCUGAAAUACAUCAAUGGAAAAUACGACUGUGUGGAUAUUAAUGAGUGUGCUGACAGCACCGCUAAUAAAUGUGAUCGACACGCAGACUGUAUAAACACUGAUGGAUCGUACAAGUGCAAGUGCAAACAAGGUUUUCGUGGCAACGGCUUCGACUGUUCAGUAAAGCCGUUCUAUAGCAGCAGUCGCAGUUCAUGGGACGGAGGAGAUAAAGGAAGUGCAGAUGAAUUUCAGAAUGUGAUUCCAGAUUCUCCAUCAAAGUUUCGGAUUUUGGGAGAAAAACUGGACAACACCAUCCCCGAAGCCCUAGUGACCGAAUCCCCCAAACUUCACCUGCAACCCUUUGAUUAUGAUGGAGAAGUUUACAUCGGCCCAGAAGAACCACAAAUACUUACAGAGGGGGAGCUAGAGGAGGAACAAGAUAGAGGUGUUGGUGGAGAGGAGAAGAAUGGAGUAAACAGUGAAAAGCUGAAACCCAGAGGAGAUGUUUUCUUUCCUGGUGAGGUCUAUGGGCGAGUGUCAGAACUGAAGGAGAUAAAUGCGGCUCCUCUGUAUGAACGAUUUCUGACUGAUUGUGGUUUUGAUUCGGGGGAGUGUGAAUGGGUUCAGGAGAAGGAUGAUGACCUGGACUGGAGUGUACACUACCAUCAAAAAGGAAAGCAGUACUACAUGGCUCUGAGUGGAAUUGUGGGUAACUGGAGGGAAAAGGCCCGACUGAAGCUCCUCCUUACAGAUCGAGUUCGCCAGGGUUCCUUCUGUCUGAAAUUCAGCUACCAAAUCACAGAACAGCAAACAGGAAGUCUGCGCAUCAUCAUGGAAAAUGCUAACAGCGAUUAUGUUUUGUGGGAAACGAGAUUCAGUGCCGACGAGUGGCAGAGCGACAACAUCGACGUGGUCUGGACGGGCCAAGCCCCAGAUUCGAUUGUUUUUGAGGGAACACGUGGAAAUUCUGGAAGCGGUGAAAUUGGACUGGAUAACGUGGUUCUGAUUUCAGGAAGCUGCCAUGAUGAUGAAGAAACUAUUUUUUAGUUUUAAAUGAUUUUCAUGCAAAAACAAAAAGUUAAACUGAAAACAACGAUAAAGAAGAAACUUAAAUCUCAAGUCUUAUUUGUACCAGGUAAGAAUAUACAACCACAACCAGAAAGCUAAAGAUCCUAAUGAGGAAAAAAGUGUUUUAACGUUUUGGGUUUUGUAGAGUAAAUUGUAUCCGGUAAAAUUUUGAAUUUUUUAAAAUGUUUUUGUGUUAAAAUUUGAUAAAAUAUUUUGGAUUGAAACAAAGUGUACUGUUAAUAAAACAAUAAAGAAGCUGUUUGGUAAAGAAAACAUAGUGAGCAUUUAAUUCAAUGUUAUUGUGCAUAUUAAACCUGUAUGAUUAUUAAAUGCUGU
Messenger RNA from Trichomycterus rosablanca, 1998 nucleotides. It is a transcript of the gene egfl6, whose product is annotated as EGF-like-domain, multiple 6. Gene Ontology annotation, cellular component: membrane. Bases 4 to 1641 code for a protein of 545 amino acids. Lineage: Eukaryota; Metazoa; Chordata; Actinopteri; Siluriformes; Trichomycteridae. The record is from RefSeq and is a predicted model, not a curated record. Gene Ontology annotation, molecular function: calcium ion binding. The transcript is spliced from 13 exons.